Messenger RNA from Sorghum bicolor (sorghum), 972 nucleotides. Its product is annotated as putative germin-like protein 2-2. Bases 144 to 797 code for a protein of 217 amino acids. Gene Ontology annotation, molecular function: manganese ion binding. The record is from RefSeq and is a predicted model, not a curated record. NCBI's taxonomy places the organism in Eukaryota, Viridiplantae, Streptophyta, Magnoliopsida, Poales, Poaceae. The transcript has 2 exons. Gene Ontology annotation, cellular component: cell wall.
CACGUACGCUUUUUGUUAUCAGAUCACAAGCUAGCACCAAAUUAAAGGAAUCCUUGGAUACCUCAUCAACCAACACUACUCACAUCUCAGAGCCCCCAAAUCAUUCGCUUUCAUUCCUGUCAACAAGAGACUAGAGCGCAGAUAUGGUGACUCAUGCCUUCCUCCUAGCUGCAGCCCUUUUGGCUUUGUCAUGCUUUCAUGCCAUUGCCUCUGAUCCAAGCCUUAUCCAAGACUUCUGCGUUGCCGAUAAGAUGUCUACAGUGCGUAUGAAUGGACUCACAUGCAAGGAUGCAAAGGAUGUUGUUGCCGAGGAUUUCUUCUUCCCGGGUCUUCAAAUGGCUGGCAACACGACCAACAAGCAAGGCUCUGCCGUGACACCAGUGAACGUGGCUCAGAUAGCCGGGCUCAACACCCUGGGCAUCUCUCUUGCUCGCAUCGACUAUGCACCCUAUGGUCUUAACCCUCCUCACACACAUCCACGGGCCACUGAGAUAUUGACAGUGCUUGAGGGCUCCUUGUACGUCGGCUUUGUCACAUCAAACCCAGACAACAAGCUGUUCGCAAAGGUUAUUAACAAAGGGGAUGUGUUCGUGUUUCCUGAGGGAUUGAUCCAUUUCCAGUUCAAUUAUGGAGCAAACUGCGCCGUGGCCCUUGCAGCAUUGAGUAGCCAAAACCCUGGGGUGAUCACAGUGGCCAACGCUGUAUUUGGGUCCAAGCCAUCCAUCUCCGACGACGUCCUUGCCAAGGCUUUUCAAGUCGACAAGCUAACUGUUGACCGCAUCCAAGCUCAAUUCUAAGCACAUGCAAACAUACAUACUAGUUUGUUAAAUAUGUACGCAUCGAGUAUUCCUUGAUUCUUUGUUUUUCUUCUGUUGUUUAAAGUAAUUAUCUAGUGUGGAUGGAUACGUACGAUUCUGUCUUAUAAUAAAAGGUAAUAUGUUACUAUCCAUUUGUUUCUUAACUGAAAAUAAU